CCAGAUAAACCCUGCAAUAAGAGAUUCUCACAACUUAUCUUCAACAGAUUAAAAGCUAUUAUUUUUGUGUGUACAGAAUAAACUUGGAGACAUAAACGGAGACAUGGGACAGAACAAAGUGUCCACAGAGUGUGGAGACUGAGUGCAGCAACACCUGACUCUGAAGGAGGACUCUCACACUGGUGAUGGGUUGGUACCCCACUUAAUGAUGUCUAGGGACUGGCCCACAUUUCCCAAGACGGUGAGCUGGAAGGACUACAUUCCUAAUGAUCUUGUAAUCAUUCCCAUCAGACCAGGGAAUUUUAAAGGUUAUAUCAUAGAAGUGAGCUUCAGUUCAUCAUGGAAUAUAAUUCACCUUUGGUCAAACAAAACCGUCUUCAAAUCUUCAAAGGAGUCAAAAGAUCAGUGACUUUUUCUAUGGGACAGAAUUUCACCAAUAAGCCUGUGGUCAAACGUAGAGGAAAUGAAGACAAGAAAGUUGCUAGACAUGCCAGUUUCCUGGGAAUAGGCCGCUCAAAAGUUCCUAUGACCAGAAAAGACCCCUUCCAGUUGGAUAAUCAUGUUCAAUUGGAGCACGUCACAUGCAACAGUAAAUCUACUCCUGUCCUAAGAAGUCAUUCGUUUGGGGGCAGUCUGGCCAUGAAGGCCCACCAUGACAUGCAGCAUACACCCUCAGGGGCACCUGUCCUAGGGGAGACACUCCGGGCCCGGGGACAUUGGACCCUCCAUAAAAAUCCACCCACCUCCAAGUCAAAUGUUGGCAUUAACUUCAGGAAGUCACCAAAGAUGCCAAAAGUUCCAAGACCGAACCGGACACUUCUGAUGUUUGAGAGUGUCAAAAAUGGAAUAAGGGAGUUUAUUCAGGCCACCAGAGAUGAUAUCGAGGCUCUGCACUCUAGGACUGUUGACCAAACCACCACUUCACAAGGAAGGUUAAUGGAAACCGAUAAGCAAAUCAAAGCUGCUGAGAGAUACCUGAAGAGAUUAGAAUUUCACCUGGCAAAGAUAGAAGAACUCCAUGAUCAUUACCUCGUUCAACAACAGAUGAGAGAAGGCACCAGGACUAUGCAGAGAGCUUUCAUAGUGUCUCCUCAUCGCAAGAAAGACUCGAUGGAGAGAGUUCGAUAUGGACUUAAAGAAUGCUCACAGACUAUGUGCUCCAUAGAGGCACAGCUGGAGGCCAUGAUGGGGACUUUCUCAUGUAAACUCAAAGGCAUGGCUGGAUUUGCCAGACUCUGUCCAGGAGAUGUUUUUGAGAUUGUUCUCAAACAUGGCACACAGAAGUGGAAGUCAAAAGGCCGAAUAGAGAAGAAUGGGUCACAAAGAUGGGAUAAUCAUGAGUACAAGUUCAAAGCCGUCAUUGGGGAUGUGUUCAAUAUUAAGGGCAUUGAGUUGAGGCUGCUGAAGUCAGUGACUCUGGGACAGAAGAAAUGUGAAACCAAGGAUUUGUUUUCUGCCAACCCUCAACUAAUGACAGUCAGCAUUAACACAAACGGCUCACUCAAACUCAGUGUUGUCAUCAUCUGGAAUCCUCUUGAUGGUGUGGAGGAGACAAUGCCAUAUUUUGAUGUUCCUCUUCGACAGCCAAACACACCUAGGAGGCGGCCUGUGUCUGUGAUGGCUCUCAAUGGAGAACUGACACAGAGUGAUUUUCUGGGACCAGGAAGAAGAUUCUCGAACCCUGUCGGUCUGACACAAACAAAAGACGAUAACUUUAUUCUCCGAGUUUCAGCUCCAUCUAGCACAUAUUCCUCACCCCAUCACCAAGGAAAUCAUCUAUCAAAUCAAUCAAAUGCCAUGUACUUGCCAGGUGGUGCUUCCCCACAAUUCACGACUGCUCAUUCUCCUCCCGUGACUUCAAGGACCGUUGAUUCGAGGCAGCAGAUUCCACAGAGAUACACUGUGUCACAACCGAACUUAAACUCGGGGCUGGGGGCCUCCCCUACCCCCAACAGAAUUCCGCAAUUUCUGUCUAGUGGAUCUAAUGAUACUUAUGGAAAUAUGCAUUUUAAUGUGGCCAUGGGUCACGGCAUCACACUGACUAAGGAUGAACCUGUGCACAUUGAGGAUGCUCUGAACAGUUUAAGUGCUAGUCUGGAGGAUUAUCAUGGACAGUACAGAGAACUGGAGAAGCUAGAAGAUGUGGUGGUCAUGUUGGAGCAGGUGCUAAGAAAAGAAUCAAGGUGCAGUUCCCGGUCAGGCAGUAUAGGUGUGUCGGUUCAAGAUGCCCUUGGUGCUUUCGAUUUCUUAGAUACUGAGGAGACUGAGGAAGGGGAGACAAAUCAUGAGUCUACAGUUUUUGACAAUGUGAUGUCUAGCCCUGAGUCUACAGCUAAAACGGCAGACUCUGGAAUCGAGUCUCUGGCCAAGAGGUUGUCUGAGGAUACAAACUUGGGCUCCAGCGAAGGCUCAAGUCCUCUUCCUCCCAGCACAGGAAAUGAACAGGUGGACCAAGCACUGGUGUUUCACCUGGUUUACUGUGAAAGGCUUCUGGAGAGUUUGGGAAGUUUUGGACCCUUAAAAUGCAGAGAAAUUUAUGCAUUGGAUAGACUACAAAAACAAGCAGACAUUAUAGAACACCUAAUAAAGAUUUCACACUCAUCUGAUGUAGAUCUCCAUGCCAUUAUGACAGAGCUCAGUGAGGACAAGAGUUUACGAGAAUUCUGGGUGAGAUGCACAGACACCAAUAUUCUCUAUAUUCACCCAGAGAAACUUGUUUGUGCCUUUGAACAAAAGUACGGAGCACAGCUUCAAAGUAAAUAUAGCAGGGAUCCAAGAAAAGUCUUAAGACACUUGGUGAUGAGGAUCCUGGACGUUCCUAGCUACGAACCAGAAAAGGUCAAGGCCACUUGUAUAGUCACUCUUCACCAGUUUCUGCAGUACUUCAAAGAUGAGGGUGGUCUACAGAAUGUGGAUGCUGUGGCAGCAGAAUUACAAAUGAUAGAAAGGCUGUGCUCUGGAAAGUCUGAGAGUAUAAUUAAGAGUGUGAUGUCCCUAAACAACACCCUUCCCCCCUCCCCGUGCCUCAAAGUGAUGGGGGCUCUAUUGAUCAGUGGCAGCCAUGAAGUGGCCAGGACAAUAGAGUCCUUCUUAGAGGCCAUUGCAAAAACACAAGAACCAAGGGACAAGGCGUUGCUGGUGUUUAUUGAGGGUUUAGAAGACAAAACCCCCGAGAUCAGAGCAGGGGCUUGUGAAGCUCUGGGAAAACUCGAGGCAUCAGAAAGCAUUGACCGAUUGUCCUACCUAUGUCAGACUGACAGCUCCACUGUAGUCAGGGUCAGGUCCAAACAGGCACUGUUCUGUUUUGGUAAUGUGGGAAGACAAGCUUUUGAGGAGAUUCAACUGUCCACUCACGGUUUUCAAGGACUGCAGGUCAGAAAGUAGGACAGUUUGUAAACUGAAGACACAAAGAACAUUACCCCCCCACCACCACCACCACCACCAACUGUGUGAUCUUUAAACAGCGGUAAUGAAAAAUCAGUUCAUUUGGAAAGAGAGUGUGUGUUUAUACUACUGUCAUCAAAGAUAUAAUUCCAUGGUCACAAAGAUUCAUUUAUUCAGCCAACAUACAGAUAACUUAUUAGUUAGCACUCUGCAGAAACUCGUGAACUUGCCAACCAUUCCAAAUAGAUAUGAAAUGAUAUACAUAUGUAUAUACGUAUAAAUAUGACAAAUGCUUGAUAUUGCAAUGGGAUAUGUUACAGUAUUUUGUAAAAGUUUGUGCCUUGGUUUGUUUUUUUGUUGACAUACAGUCUGACAAAACUUGAAGCAUAAUUAAGGUGCUUGCAGUUUGACCGUUUCUACAACUGGAAUUGUAUGGUUACAUGUAAAUGUACUGAGAGUAUACCUUAACAUUUCUAAUUCAGCGCUUCUUCAAAUCCAGCAUUAUUUAUCACUGUAGACUGAUGUAAAGUGAUUAUAUUUUGUGCCAAAAUUGUCACAUACAUGUUAUGUACCUGCACCGCUUGUAAUGGUCAUUCAGUGUAGACAGUUCCGUGUUACAGUGUAGGUUUUGUACUUUAUACAGCAGACUUUGAUAUUGGAGAUUAUUUGUAUCGUUAACUUUCACUAUGAUAAUGUAUAUUGUACCUAUGUUCCUUCUUACCAAAGAUAAAUUGCUGUCAAAUGAUAUUAUUAUUGAUUAAGUGCAAUACUUCAUUGCAAGUUGUGUACAUAUUAACUGCCUCCCAAGUCGUUUUUGAUUACCAAGAAAGUUCUAAGGUUUGCGCUGAUAAACUCAGUCCAUUAUUCUAAUGCACAAUCUUCUUCAUUUGUCAUACAGUGCAACCUGUGUUUUAAAUGGUCAUUAUCUGCUAGAUUUCAUAUCUAUAUAUGCGUUAUACAAAUUGUUUGUUUAUCAUGUUAACCUAGUCAAAUUAUACAUUGUGUACGACAUUAAAAAUGGUUAUACUGUAUAAAA
Molecule: messenger RNA, 4420 nt
Organism: Ostrea edulis (European flat oyster)
Lineage: Eukaryota; Metazoa; Mollusca; Bivalvia; Ostreida; Ostreidae
Product: rho family-interacting cell polarization regulator 2-like
Exons: 24
Coding region: 340-3384 (1014 amino acids)
Source: RefSeq, a predicted model, not a curated record